Messenger RNA from Auanema sp. JU1783, 945 nucleotides. NCBI's taxonomy places the organism in Eukaryota, Metazoa, Nematoda, Chromadorea, Rhabditida, Rhabditidae. The record is from the annotation of a GenBank genome assembly.
UUGGAAAAUGAAAGUGGCGAACACCAUUUAGCGAAGAAGAAAUUGAAAAAUAGGAUGUUAGAAGAUAUAGAUACUCCUCUCAUAUGCUUUGAACAAAUUUAUACUACUACUGAGACGAUUCGACGACGUUUCCUCAAUUAUUUUGAUGAUUUGGCUCAUUCCGGGCGUCUAUGUGUGCAAUUCGUUUCUCAUAUCCAUCAAAGUGUUGAGCCAACUGUUCUAGACGGAAUCGACUUCAUUAAACUGGCAUGUAGCACUAAAGAACCUCUCAGCAAGAUUAAUGUUGAAACACGAAACACUAUGAUGGAGUUAUACUUCUCAAUAUCCACUCUAUUACUUUCGUUUGUGUUUGGACAAUUGGCUGGUGCAAACGCUUUGAGAUUUGUCUUUGGCAUAUUGCCAACCUCAUUCCUCAUAAUCGGAUUUAUCCUACUAGGAAAAUAUUUCUAUGAUUUCUUGAACACGGGAACACUUGAUGAAACAGAGGGUCGUUCUAUAUCUCUGAUGUAUUCCUUAACUCUGGGAAUCUUGACCGGCUACAGCUUCGGGAAUAGUAUAAACAACAUAUCAUCAACUUGCCUAUUCCAUAUGCCCAUACUAAUAGCUCUUGUGAUUGAAAAUAUAUCAAUUGGAAAAUUGUUACCAACAAUGAAUACGCAGUCAUUACUCACCUUCAUAUCGUCCGUCUCAAUACUUUUCAGUUUCAUCACGGUCUCUUUCAACGAUAAUUCCCAUGCUUUCCCAAGCUUGCUAUUAGCUAUCGUUAAUUGCUUCGUUCUAUCGAUUCAUUCACAGGUUUGUUUGCCUAACUUUCAGAACGUUCAAGAGUUCAGAGUUACAAUUCGGUUACAUAACUCUGAUCUGCGCAAUCCAAAUUGUACUAACGUCGAUUUCUGGGUAGUGGGAACAAUUUCGCGACAACUUCAAAGAAAAAUAGUUCAAUAA